Alternaria arborescens is the source of this 243-nucleotide messenger RNA. RefSeq lists its product as hypothetical. The record is from RefSeq and is a predicted model, not a curated record. The transcript has 2 exons. NCBI's taxonomy places the organism in Eukaryota, Fungi, Ascomycota, Dothideomycetes, Pleosporales, Pleosporaceae. Bases 1 to 243 code for a protein of 80 amino acids.
AUGUCUUCUCCCUCUAACAAGACCUCUCCUACCGAUCUGCCACGCUACUCCACCACUGCACCACCACCAUACACAUCAUCCGAUGCGAACUCCAUGUUUUCGACGAAGUCAACAUCAAAGAGUAUCCUCAAGAAAAUGUUGAACCUGAAUUCGACGUCGCAAUCAAGUAACCAAACGCGGAAGGAGACGGAAGAAAACGAGGCGAGAGCUGCAGCACGAGCGGCGUACUUCUCUGGCCUUUAG